UCAUUAAUUUCAUUUCACAUCAUAUCCAAUCCAUAUCUGAAGUGUAUAAUGAUCGCGGUGGUCUCGCUAAUUUUUUCAUACGUUUUUAUUUAAAGUGGUGAAGUGAGUGAAUUAGUGCCUACACAAUCAUAUUAUUGACAAUUACAUAUUUAAAUAUAUAAUAGCAAAAAUGUUUAGCUGGCUCAAGAAAGAGGGAGAAAAAUCAGAAAGUAUCGACAAUGUCGUCGAAGGGCUUAAAAGAAUUUAUAAGACUAAACUCCUGCCUCUCGAACUACAUUAUCAGUUUCACGACUUCCAUUCGCCGCAGUUGGAGGAGCCCGACUUCGAUGCCAAGCCUAUGAUACUUUUGGUAGGACAAUACUCGACCGGUAAAACGACCUUCAUCAAAUAUCUUCUAGAAAGAGAUUUUCCCGGGAUCCGAAUCGGUCCGGAGCCUACAACCGAUCGGUUUAUUGCAGUAAUGUAUGACGAAAAAGAAGGCGUAAUACCAGGUAACGCACUCGUUGUCGACCCAAAGAAACAGUUCCGCCCUCUUAGUAAGUUCGGCAACGCCUUCCUAAAUAGAUUCCAAUGUUCCACCGUUGCGUCCCCCGUACUCCGUGGUAUCUCCAUAGUGGAUACCCCCGGCAUUCUCUCAGGAGAGAAGCAGCGCGUCGACAGGGGCUACGACUUCACAGGCGUGCUUGAAUGGUUCGCCGAGCGAGUGGACCGCAUCAUAUUGUUGUUUGACGCUCACAAACUCGACAUUUCUGAUGAAUUCAGACGAAGUAUCGAAGCUUUAAGAGGUCACGAUGACAAAAUUCGUAUAGUGCUAAACAAAGCUGACAUGAUUGACCACCAGCAGCUCAUGCGGGUGUACGGCGCGCUCAUGUGGUCGCUGGGCAAGGUGCUUCAGACGCCCGAAGUGGCUCGCGUCUAUAUCGGCUCAUUCUGGGAUCAGCCAUUGCGAUAUGAUGUCAACAGACGUCUAUUUGAGGAUGAAGAGCAAGAUCUCUUUAGAGACAUGCAGUCUCUUCCACGAAAUGCUGCUUUACGUAAACUAAACGAUCUGAUUAAAAGGGCGCGCCUUGCCAAGGUUCAUGCAUACAUUGUAAGCGAGUUGAGGAAAGAAAUGCCCUCAAUGUUUGGAAAAGAUGGAAAGAAAAAGGAAUUGAUCAAGAACCUAGGCCAAGUAUAUGACCGCAUCCAGAGGGAACAACAGAUAUCACCAGGUGAUUUCCCUGAUAUUAAGAAGAUGCAAGAGACUCUUGCUAAUCAUGAUUUCACCAAGUUCCACCCGCUGAAGCCCAAGUUACUUGAAGUAGUGGACCACAUGCUGGCAACGGACAUUGCCCGGCUUAUGGAUAUGAUCCCACAGGAAGACAUCAAUGUUGUCACCGAGCCUCUCAUUAGGGGGGUCUCGGUCUCGGGCCCGGGUGCAUGGAGCUAUGGAAGCGGCGCGUUCGAAGGCGUGGAAGACCAGGUGUCACCGUUCGGCUACGGGCGCGGCGAGGGCGUGGACGCGGGCCACGGCGACCCCGAGUGGAUCUGCAGCAAGGAGAAACCGCAUUAUGACCAGAUCUUCCACUCGCUCAACCCCAUCGACGGCAAAGUCACCGGCGCGGCGGCGAAGACGGAGAUGGUGAAGUCGAAGCUGCCCAACUCUGUCCUCGGCAAGAUCUGGAAGCUGUCGGACAUCGACAAGGACGGUUUCCUGGACGAGGACGAGUUUGCUCUCGCCAUGCACCUCAUCCAGGUCAAGAUCGACGGCCACGACCUGCCCGCCGAGCUGCCGCCCCACCUCGUGCCGCCCUCCAAGCGCAACUAGCGCCGCUCGCCCGACACGCCACGCGCCAGCGCCGCUUUUCUGUGUAACUGAGAGUGCGGCGCUCGUCUAUGAACUCAAGUUUAAUUGUUAAAUCGAUUAAAAUUCCUUUUUUUUAGCGCGGAUCAGAUUUGCGGAACAUAUUUAAUGUUAAUUUUAUUUGUUUAUCAAAGAUUCUAUAAUUUAAGACGCGAAAGCUGCACCCCGCGUAGCGCUCCCCCGCGCUCCCCCGCGCCCCGCCAACUACACCUGCCGCCCGACUGUGCAAUAAUAUUACAUAAUUUAAAAAAAUGUUUUACUAUUGACUAAUAGUAAACGCACAAUUGUAUAAGUUUUAUGAUUCGUGAAAAAGAAAUAUCAUAUUUAUAUUAAGGUAUGUGUGAGGUCGGCGCCGCGCUGCUGCAGACCA
Molecule: messenger RNA, 2213 nt
Organism: Papilio machaon (common yellow swallowtail)
Lineage: Eukaryota; Metazoa; Arthropoda; Insecta; Lepidoptera; Papilionidae
Gene: Past1
Product: EH domain-containing protein 1
Exons: 4
Coding region: 170-1807 (545 amino acids)
Biological process (GO): endocytosis; endosomal transport
Cellular component (GO): cytoplasm; plasma membrane
Molecular function (GO): protein binding; calcium ion binding; GTP binding
Source: RefSeq, a predicted model, not a curated record